AUGAAUUAUUUUACAGGUACCAUGACUGUUAGUACGACCCGCAAAACGUGGGAUCCUUACAUUUUAAUCAAAGCACGUGACGUACUGAAGCUCAUGUCACGUAGCGUUCCAUACGAGCAUGCUAUUCGUGUUUUGGAAGAUGAAAUUUUCUGUGAAAUAAUAAAAAUAUCAUCUAUGUGCCCAAAUAAGGAGCGAUUUGUUAAACGACGUGCUCGCUUAGUUGGCAAUAACGGUGCCACUCUCAAAGCUAUGGAAUUACUUACACAGUGUUAUGUCUGCAUUCAAGGCGGUACAGUAUGUGCUAUCGGUCCGUUGGCAGGUUUGAAGCAAGUCAGUUCUAUUGUGACGGACUGUAUGAAUAAUAUUCAUCCUAUCUACAAUAUAAAAACCUUGAUGAUAAAACGCGAAUUAAUGAAGAACGAGAAGUUGAAGGAUGAGAAUUGGGAACGAUUUCUGCCGAAUUUCAAAAAGAAGAUACAAUCGUCAUCUUCGACAAAUGAAGCUAAAAAGAAGAAGAAAAAGGCAUGGAAGAAGAAGGGUGAAUACACUCCAUUCCCUCCUGCGCCAACUCUUAGCAAGAUUGACAAGCAGUUGGAGAGUGGAGAAUAUUUCAUGACGGAAAAAGAGCGAUUGUUGAACAAGAAGAGGAAAAAGAUUGAAGCUGCAGCAGUGAAGUCGGAAGAUCGUAAAAAGGAGAAGUUGAAAAAGUUCCAACCGCCGGUGGAGAAGCCGCGAGAGAAGGAGACACCGAAGCGACAGGCCGAAACCUUGGAUGUGGAGAAGUUUAAAAAGAAGAUCAAGAAAAUUAAGACGUGA
Messenger RNA from Cooperia oncophora, 816 nucleotides. The record is from the annotation of a GenBank genome assembly. NCBI's taxonomy places the organism in Eukaryota, Metazoa, Nematoda, Chromadorea, Rhabditida, Trichostrongylidae.